Calypte anna (Anna's hummingbird) is the source of this 2867-nucleotide messenger RNA. Its product is annotated as ectonucleoside triphosphate diphosphohydrolase 4-like. Gene Ontology annotation, molecular function: nucleoside diphosphate phosphatase activity. The record is from RefSeq and is a predicted model, not a curated record. The transcript is spliced from 13 exons. The coding region runs from base 225 to 2051 and encodes 608 amino acids. Gene Ontology annotation, biological process: nucleoside diphosphate catabolic process. Gene Ontology annotation, cellular component: membrane. Lineage: Eukaryota; Metazoa; Chordata; Aves; Apodiformes; Trochilidae.
GGGAGCUGCCCCGGCCCUGCUCCCGGGCUCUGGCCCUCCCGGUGCGGGUCUGUGGGGACCUUUGGGAGCGGGAGGCAUUCGCGCCGUGGCUUCGUGGCACUCAGGGAAGGUCUUGUCCCCCCGUGGGAGCAGAGGAGCAAUGGAUUUGGGAAUGCUGGAUGUGCCUUGUCAGGCAGAGGGCACUGGUUGAUGGCUGAGCCCCAACUGGUUUCUACUGGUCCAAAAUGGGGAGGCUCAGCAUCUCCUGCCUGCUCCCUGCCUCUUGGCACUUCAGCAUCUCCCCCGUGGGGUGCCCACGGGUGUUUCACACCACGUUACGCCAGGUGGUGGUGCUGGGGAUCCUGGCGGCCGCGGCCUCGCUGCUCUGCUACUCCCUGCUGGUGAUCCGGAGUAAAUACGGGAGAGCUUCCCGGGAGAGGAGGUUCCAGAGAUACCUCUCCAGGGUGGGGGACACCGAGGCCACGGACACCUCCAACCCCAACCUCAGCUAUGGGAUCGUGGUGGAUUGUGGCAGCAGUGGCUCCAGGAUCUUUGUCUAUUGCUGGCCCAGGCACAAUGGGAACCCCCACGACCUCCUGGACAUCCAACAGAUGAGGGACAAAAACAGGAAACCAGUGGUUAUGAAAAUUAAACCAGGCAUCUCAGAGUUUGCUAGCUCUCCUGAGAAGGUCAGUGAUUACAUCUCCCCACUCCUCAGCUUUGCUGCUGAACACGUGCCACGUGCAAAACACAAAGAGACUCCUCUUUAUAUCCUGUGCACUGCAGGGAUGAGGAUUCUGCCAGAAAGCCAGCAGAAGGCAAUACUUGAAGAUCUGCUCACUGAUAUUCCUGUGCAUUUUGAUUUCCUCUUCUCAGACUCCCACGCAGAGGUUAUUUCAGGGAAACAGGAAGGAGUUUACGCCUGGAUCGGCAUCAACUUCGUCCUGGGCAGAUUCGAGCAUACAGAUGAUGAGGAUGAAGCCAUUGUGGAGGUGCAUGUCCCAGGCAGUGAGAACAGGGAAGUCAUCCUCCGUAAGAGGACUGUGGGUAUUCUAGACAUGGGCGGAGUGUCGACUCAGAUAGCAUAUGAAGUCCCUAAAACUGAGGAAGUAGCCAAAAACUUACUUGCAGAAUUCAACCUGGGCUGUGAUGCUCAUCAGACUGAGCAUGUCUACAGGGUCUAUGUGGCCACAUUCCUUGGUUUUGGAGGGAAUGCAGCACGCCAGAGGUAUGAAGACAGUUUGUUUACCAGCACAGUCCUCAAAAACAGACUGCUGGGCACACAGACUGGCCUGACUUGGGAUUCACCUUACCUGGAUCCUUGCCUGCCUCUGGAUGCUGAGGAUGAGAUCCAGCAGAAGGGGCAGAAGUUGUACCUGAGGGGCACAGGGGAUUUCCAACUCUGUCGAGAGAUCAUUCAGCCCUUCAUGAACAAGACCAAUGAGACCCAGACAUCCCUGAAUGGGGUCUAUCAGCCUGCUGUGCACUUUCAGAACAGUGAAUUUUAUGGCUUCUCAGAGUUCUACUACUGCACUGAGGACGUGCUACGCAUGGGAGGAGAUUACAAUGCUGCUAAAUUUACUAAAGCUGCAAAGGAUUAUUGUGCCACUAAGUGGUCUGUCCUGAGGGAACGUUUUGACCGUGGUCUUUAUGCCUCACAUGCUGAUCUCCACAGGUUGAAGUACCAGUGUUUCAAGUCUGCCUGGAUGUAUGAAGUGUUUCACAGGGGUUUCUCUUUUCCUGUGAGUUACAACCAUCUGAAAACAGCUCUGCAGGUUUAUGACAAAGAGGUGCAAUGGACCCUGGGAGCCAUUCUUUACAGAACAAGGUUUUUACCUUUAAGAGACAUCCAGCAAGAAAACUUCCGUGGCACUCACUCCCAUUGGAGGAGCUUCUCCUUUGUUUACAAUCACUAUUUGUUCUUUGUCUGUUUUCUGGUUGUGCUGCUCUCCAUCCUGCUUUACCUCCUGAGGCUCAGAAGGAUCCACAGGCGAAUGUUAAGGAACAGUUCCUCUCCUUCCCUCUGGAUGGAGGAGGGUCUUCCACCACAGAAGAUCCCAGAACCUUUAUGAGAGGCUGUGUUGGAGACCUUUGGUUGGACUUGCUACCCAAAAAGCCAUUUUUGCCUCAGGGUUCCUCCUUUUUUUGUCCCUUGAAAGCAUGGAAGGAGCAGAUUGCCAAGAGCAUGAAACCCAGCUGGGCUUUGGAAACAGGAAAAUGGGGUCACCUUGGCUUAGUCUCAUUGGACAAUAUCAGCCAAAAAUCACUUUUUUCUUUAAUAUUGCACUUUGGUGUGUGAUGGGGUGAGCAAAAACUUGUCAGGAAAUGAGCAGCAGCAGCUUGAGCUGUGUGUGGUAAGAGAAUGAGUGUGAAUUCUCAUCCCUUGGGGGAGAUGGAAAUCCUGCUAGGAUGAGGACUGGCUUUGUUUUCCAGAUUCCAGGAUUGAAACCACUUCAAUUCUGAGUCAAAGCAAAGGAAAUGCAGGGUUUUCAGGAGAAAACCACCUCUUAGAGCAGUUCAGUCUUGAUUUUAUAAUCAGUGCUGGGUUGGAGAAGGAAAAAUCUCUUUGCACCCAAUGCUGUGCUUCCACAAAAUCAGUUUUAUUUAUGAGUUUCCUUUUUAUGUCUUGAAAGCUAGAGCUUUGGAGUGGCACAAGUCACUGCUUUUUAAUCCUUGAUUUCUGUUCCAUAAUCACCCAGAGAUCUCCCUGAAACUCCAGUGAGCUGCAGAGAACUGGAAUGUGCUUUAGGGUUUUGUUUCUGCUAGAGUAGCCAUGCACACAGUGUUCCUUUGGGUUUGGAGCAUUCUGAUUUGUUAAUUUAUAUUUUAUUUAAAACUGUUAAUUUUACUUGAAAGCAAGAUUUAUCCAUGAUUAAAAGUGGGAUUUC